This is a messenger RNA of Sinocyclocheilus rhinocerous, 3936 nucleotides long. Its product is annotated as phospholipase D1-like. The transcript has 22 exons. The coding region runs from base 196 to 3081 and encodes 961 amino acids. Gene Ontology annotation, molecular function: phosphatidylinositol binding; D-type glycerophospholipase activity. Gene Ontology annotation, cellular component: intracellular membrane-bounded organelle; plasma membrane region. Gene Ontology annotation, biological process: regulation of vesicle-mediated transport; regulation of microvillus assembly; intracellular signal transduction. Lineage: Eukaryota; Metazoa; Chordata; Actinopteri; Cypriniformes; Cyprinidae. The record is from RefSeq and is a predicted model, not a curated record.
AGUCACAGAAAGGGAGAGAGACUUUUAACGCUGCAUAACUAUGAGUUAGUCUUUCAUUGUUGUGGGAGUCAAACAGCUGAUUUAUCAUGUGGGAAUUACGUCUACCGAGGCAGGCAGUGCUGGAACUUCAGACUGAAGAGUGUGAGAGAGCUUCAAUGAGCUCAUAAGAAGUAACUCAAUCCGAUAAAAGCAGACAUGAGUGACACAGUGGAGAACCUGGACACCAGGGACCUGGGGUUCUCAGAUGCUGAGGAUGAAUCUGAAGAGGUGGACUGCGAGUUCAACCCCUCAGGGGUAUCCCGUAUCCCAUUCUCUGCCGUGUACAGGACAGUUGGCUUUAAAGAGACAGAAGCACAGGUCUAUCUGAACGCUGCCCCCGUCACUGCCAAGAUCCUAGAUGUGGAACGCUUCACCAGGGCCCCGGACCGCUUCAACAUGUCCAAACACAGGAGCGUGUCCAAGGCAAUGCCAGCCGUGUUUAAGAUAGAGCUCAAACAUGGGAACUUCACCUGGAUAGUCAAGAGAAAAGAGAAGCACUUCAUGGAUCUGCACAGAGAGCUUGUGCGAUACAAGACCCUCAUGAGGAUCCCGCUGCCCACCCGAAGCCAUACAGAGAGAAGAAAGAGCAUAAAGAGGAGCGAGGUGAGGCAGAUGCCUGCACUGCCUCGGGGAGGUGGAGAUGAGUUGGCACGAGAGGAGCAAGUGUCUAGUCGGAGAGUGAGUCACUCCAACAUGCUUACAGCAGUACUAGCCCUUGAUCACAAACACUGUGUAUGUGAAUGGCAAAACCUACAUGGAGGAUGUUGCAUUUCAUUUUGGGUAAACUAUUCCUUCUAUCCCAACCGUAAUGUCCCUUAUAAAUGUCUCUCUCAGUUUGUAGACAAUUUGUGUGUUUAUGUCUUUUGCAGGAAACUAGUGCUGAAAUUCACUAGUUACAGACAUGCACGGUGGUGGGGCCAGGCCAUUGAAAGCUUUGUCCGGAAACAUGGCAAGGCCUUUUUAAGGACCCACCGCUUUGGAUCUUUCGCCAGGGAGGAGGAGAACAUACCCUCUAAAUGGUAUGUGAAUGGCAAAACCUACAUGGAGGAUGUUGCAAAUGCGCUGGAGGAGGCCAAAGAGGAGAUCUUCAUCACAGACUGGUGGCUGAGUCCUGAGAUCUUUCUGAAGAGGCCUGUAGUGGAAGGCAAUCGCUGGAGGCUCGACUGGAUUUUGAAACGCAAGGCUCGACAAGGAGUGCGGAUCUUUGUUAUGCUGUAUAAGGAAGUGGAGUUGGCGCUCGGCAUCAACAGUGAAUAUAGCAAAAGAACACUAAUGCGCCUUCACCCAGAUAUUAAGGUGAUGAGGCACCCUGAUCAUGUGUCCUCCUCUGUCUACUUAUGGGCACACCACGAGAAGAUUGUAGUCAUCGACCAAUCAGUUGCUUUCGUUGGGGGAAUUGACCUUGCGUAUGGCCGCUGGGAUGACCGUGAGCACCGACUGACAGACGUGGGAAGUGUAACACGCUGUGUUGCUCAGGGCAUGGAGCAGGGACUGGAUUCAUCCACGCCCAGGAAAAAAGUGUCCACCAGUGGAAACAGCAGCCGGUCGAUGGUCGAUGACUCAGUGGACCUGCCCAAACUAAAAGGCAUUGGCCGCACUCGCAAAACACGUUUCAGUCUGUACCAUCACAUCCAACGUGGCCUUCACCAUGCUGACAGCAUCAGUAGCAUCGACAGCACAAACAAGAGUGGCUCAGUGCACAGUCUUCAGACAGGAGUGGGAGAGCUGAUGGGAAACACUCGCUUCUGGCACGGCAAAGACUACUGCAACUUUGUGUACAAAGACUGGGUUCAGCUGGACAAGCCUUUUGAUGAUUUUAUUGACAGGUACACAACCCCCAGAAUGCCCUGGCAUGAUAUCUCCUCAGUGGUGCAUGGGAAAGCAGCCAGAGAUGUGGCCAGGCACUUUAUACAGCGCUGGAACUUCACCAAAAUAAUGAAGCCAAAGUACAGGUCACUCACCUACCCAUUUCUCCUACCCAAAUCUCACAGCACAGCCAAUGAUCUAAAGUACCAAGUGCCAGACUGUGUCCAGACCAAAGUCCAGGUUCUGCGGUCAGCUGCAGACUGGUCGGCGGGAAUCAAGCACCAUGAGGAGUCCAUUCAUAAUGCCUAUAUUCAGGUCAUUGCCAAGAGCAAGCACUUCAUCUACAUUGAGAACCAGUUCUUCAUCAGCUGUGCCGAUAACAAACAUGUUUACAACAAGAUUGGUGACGCCAUUAUUGAGCGAAUCAUCAGAGCUCACAAGGAGAAGAAGUUGUUCCGUGUGUAUGUGGUGACUCCCCUGCUGCCUGGAUUCGAGGGAGACAUUUCCACAGGAGGAGGAAGUGCACUCCAGGCUGUUAUGCAUUUUAACUACAGGACCAUGAAUAGAGGAGAGUACUCCAUAAUUGCUCAACUAAAGAAAGAAAUGGAUGACCAAUGGAUGAACUACAUCUCUAUUUGUGGACUGAGGACUCAUGCGGAGCUGGAGGGCAGACUUGUGACUGAACUCAUCUAUGUUCAUAGCAAGUUGCUCAUUGCUGAUGACAACACUGUCAUUAUUGGCUCUGCCAACAUCAACGACCGCAGCAUGUUGGGGAAGAGGGACAGCGAGGUAGCUGUGAUUUUUGAAGAUUCAGAAACGACGCCAUCAGUGAUGGAUGGUCAAGAGUACCAGGCUGGCAAGUUUGCUCUGCAGCUCAGACUGGAGUGCUUCAAAACCAUUCUUGGUGCCUUUAAUGAUCCGACCAUUGAUGUUAGUGACCCCAUCAGCAACGGAUUCUACAAAGACGUCUGGAUGAGCAUUUCGGGUAGGAACGCCACCAUCUAUGACAAGGUUUUCCGCUGUCUGCCCUCAAGUCUGGUGAGGAACAAACAGGAGCUCAUGAGCUUCCAGUCCAAACCAGGUCUUGAUAAAGAGAACCCUGUUAAAGCUCAGGAGCUUCUGGAGAAGAUUAGGGGCUUCCUGGUCCAGUUCCCAUUGGAGUUCCUCAGUGAGGAGAACCUCAUGCCCUCGGUAGGCACCAAAGAAGCCAUGGUGCCCACUGAGAUCUGGACCUGAUGGCACCAAAUGAGAAACACAGAAAAGACAAUCCACUUCCAACAUGAGGAGAAAAACAAAGACACCACUGUGGUGGACGAAACUUCAGAUGUGAAACAUCACACCAGCCGAUACGAAGGAGCAAAGGAUAUUAAGACAAACUGUCUGCCCCUCAUCAGACAACCUCCUAUUGUUUUGUACCUUUUAUCAAUGUUAUAAAUGUACAUAAUGAUAUUUUAUAAGUGAUUAUCAGCACAUAUUGUGCUUUUACUGUAAUGUAUUUAAUGAAAGUCGCCUCUCUGAGAUGCCAAACAGAAGGGCUUUUUAAAGAAAUGUUAUAAUUCUAAUGUACAUAUAAAGAGGAUUCGAUUUUUAUUGCUAUAGCUGGUUCAUUUGUAGAGGCAGCACUCAAAGUGAAGGGCAAAAUGGAGAGUGGAAGGCCUGUCAGAUAUAAUUUUGUCAAUGAGGCCCAUUCUUCAGCACGGCGUCCCCAGUGGAUGCGCAUCCGUGACAGGCUGAGUACAGUGAUAUGUGUUUUCUGUCUGGUGAACCUGCUCUUAGACCGAGUCUGCAGAGGCUUUUACUGUCCAGCCUCGCUGCCUGUGUCUAAGUGUCAGUGCUCUGGGGACACCAGACAAUCUGUCUGUAAAUUAAAGAGCUGAGUAACUGAAGGAAAUUGUUGCCUCUCAACACCAAACACCGACGUUUGGCAUCCAACCUUACAUUUUCCUCUUCACAAAUGUGGCACAGGUCGGUUUUCACAUUGUCCCUUGGUGUUUGAAUAUCAGCAGGUCAGCCAUUUUCAGCAGUUUCCCACUCAGCUUAGUUUUGGUGAUAUUUUUAAGUUUUUAGUUCUUGUGAUUUUGUUCUUUUUUC